Molecule: messenger RNA, 5287 nt
Organism: Lineus longissimus
Lineage: Eukaryota; Metazoa; Nemertea; Pilidiophora; Heteronemertea; Lineidae
Exons: 13
Coding region: 2437-3192 (251 amino acids)
Source: RefSeq, a predicted model, not a curated record
CACAUUUUUGUUUUGGUAAUGUAAUACAUUGUGAUUGACCUUAUUCACGGGAAUCGGGCGUUUCCAGUGAUAUACGACACAAAUGGGUUGUCCUCAUGCAUUCACUUUCGAAACGCAUUUUAAAAUAGAUGUUACGUCCUGUUAACCCUUAAACCGCCAGAGGCGACGAUCGUCGACAUAAGGGGGAAAGCGCCAGAGGCGACGAUCGUCGACAGCAGACAUUUAGUUCCACCUGUCUGCUAAGAGAUGGCAGUGAGUGUGCAUGUACGCUCUUUGGUACUUCGACAGUGAUGCUUAGCACAAAAUGGCAUCGAACAAAUUUCAAGUUUCUAUACAAGCUUUUGAGUAUUUUAUCAAAAACUUGAAGCCCCAUUUUCGCGGGAAUGACGUCAUCAGGAGUAAUUAGCGCUGCUACGACUAAUUAGACGGAUGCUUCGACCAGGAAUCGGAUGGAAACGAUGUAUUUAGACCCAGACUUCAUAUUAAAAUACCAAGGGAGGUAUAAAAAGCUGAUGGAGGUAUGUUCUGGCCAUAUUUUUGUUGAUUAUGGGUAUUUGCACUAAUUAACCCCUAAUUAGUAAAUUUUGGCGGGAAAUGUCACAAAAAUCGACGGGAAUUACCAUUUGUAUAAAAUCAUCAGUACAUUCCAUGGUGUUUGUAACAAAAAUAACGUUGUUAUUAAUCAUUUUCAAAAAUGCUCGGUUAAUUCGGCGCUCAGGGGUAAUAUGAUUUUGUUAAUUCGGCGCUUUAAGGGUUAAUGGGGCACGUCAUCAUCGCGUACAUUUUGGAAAAACUCCCUAACGAGACCGGAGCAGACGGCUGAAAGUAGUUUACUUAUUGGCCGCUAGGGUACAGAAUGUACGUCGCUCACCCGAAUUUUUCACGCAACUAUAGCUAAAUAGAGCUAGUUCUAGUUUGUGAUUCAAUUUGAUACUUCAGAUUUGGGCAGUAGACCAAUAUAACUUAGUCGUCAGUGUGGUUUUAAGCUGGAAAAACGUAUUUGUUUUUCUUAAAGUGCCUUUUUUGGACGGGUGUGUGCGAUUGUUUUGUUUUUAUGUCACGUGACCUCGAUCAUGUCGACACAAAAUUGAAAUAAACCACCCUUUUCUGUCAUUAUUUAGGACGGAUAUUUCUCUGAUAAAAAUAUUAAUAUAAUUGGCCAAUUUCUUAGGCAUAUGAUGUAGCGAAUUCCCAUGAAGAUUUAAAUUAAUUUCAACCAAUGGGAUAGCAACCACCACCGGAAGAUCGCGGAGAAAUCGGUAAACUCAACGGAGUUAAUUCAGAAAAAUACCAAAAAAAAUUGUUUGUAGGAUAUACAAUCUCUCUUUAUUUCUCAUCAUUCAUUUACAUUAUCUACUCCCGCACACACGUGUAUCUUAAGAGCCCCUCCUAAAGGGGGGCUUAUAAACGUAAACAGAAUGAUGAAAAGGGAAAAUUAUAUGGUAAUUUCUCAUCUUGGUGGUGUAUGCUACAAUGUGGAACCAACUACACGGCUCGUCGAUGGUGUAGCAGGAGAUUUGCUUGACCAACUUUGAAAAUCGCGAGCCCGGGUCUCCUGGUCGUAUUCCUUAUUAUAUACCAAGCCACUUUGGUUACUCAACCCGCCGUUGGCGCGGUGGUCGGCAGGCUAUUCAUAGUAACAAGACCGAGGGAUUUCUCCACGUAAAAAUUACCUAGCUAACGGCCGUGAUUCCAAUACGGAGAACGUGAGUAACAUUUUAUUCAUUGAUUUAUUUGGAGGCCGAUGAGAUCUUUGUGAACUUUGUUCGUGUACAUAUGUUGUCGUAUUCGGAAUCGUGUAUAUUCGUAUUAUUCUAAACCACGUGAAUGGAUUCUGGAAGGAUCUAUUCAAUCAUAUCGUAAAUGUGGAGCUCGCCAAGCCAGGAUCGACAGCAAGUGGACUCAUAGAGAAUUGAAGAAACCAGGCUGUGACAAAGACGAUUUUUCGCCUGGGCCAGAAUAAGGAAUAAAGAUGCGGUGGAUACUAAAUUGCAGCCCAAAACAAUUUACGACUGUUAAUGAAGCCAUUGCCAACUUAAACCAACUGCAACCUGAACAAUCAAAGACUAAGAGUGAUGAUGACUCCAAGUGCUAUGAUAGUGACCCUCAGAUUGAUUUCGAGGUGCCUGCCAUGCCUGCCCCCGUAGCGCCCAGUCCCAAAUUAACAAGCAUUCGACUAACUAGGUCUGAAAUUUAUGUUGUCAGCAUUCCUCCAGCAGAAAUGGUUUCGAGGGGACAUCAAGUCCGGAUGCCAUAUCGGUCAAAGGAAACGCAGACCACUAAUUUUCAACCUGACCUCACCCACACUUCAGUGUCGAUCAUGGAGGUACCAAGUACGCCUGAAGCUGCAUCUACCCCUCAGCCAAAAUACAAGAGGAAGCGUUCUGAUUCAGUGAUGCCAACAAUAAGCGAGCAUCCUCAUCCCUGACCGAGGGCAUGUGUGCAGUUUCAGUGUCCAAGCUUUUGGAGCUGUUCCACAUCUGCUACAACUGCGGCUCAAUGGUGACCAUCACACAGUCAUGCUUGUCAUGUGAUGGUAUCUGGAAAUGGCAGAGCCAGGAAAUGAUUGGAACGGUAUAUGCUGGUAACAUCGGCCUAUCGAUGGCAAUUCUUGCAGCGGGUGCUAUUCCAAGCAAAGUGAUAAGAGUCCUGCAAUUCUGGGGCAUUCGAAGCAUUUCCUCCGGAACAUAUUUUCGACACCAGUCAAAGUACCUGAACCAGGCAGUACGUAAUGUUUGGGAGGAGGAGACCAUCAAGGCACUGGCAGCUGUAGAGGACGUGGCCAAACUCUCCGGUGAUGGAAGGUGCGAUUCGCCCGGCCAUUGUGCGAAGUAUGGCUCUUACAAAUUACAUGACACAGGGAGAAACGCCAUUGUCAUGACACAACUUGUUCAGUCCACUGAGGUUAAGAACUCCUACCACAUGGAGCUGGAGGGCCUGUCCCGAUGUGUCGAUGAAGUGAAAUCAUACGUCCCACAUGUUAAGAUAGAAUUAACAACUGAUGGCCACAAAUCAGUGGAGAAGUGGUUGAGAGAGGAACAAUCGGACACCAUAAGGCAUUAUUUUGAUGUGUGGCAUGUUGCUAAAGGACUGAGGAAAAGACUCAAGCCCAUAACCAUGAACAGGCGGUUUCAGCUGGUCAACAAAUGGCUGAAAAAAGUAUUAUCAAUCACUUGUACUGGUGUGCCAUGACCAGCAAUAACGACCAAUCAUUGAUCUUGGCCAAAUGGAGAUCAAUAGUUAACCAUAUAGCCGGCGUCCACACGCACGAAGAAAACGAACUGUUCCCCAAGUGUAUCCACAGUCGUAUUCCAAGGCAGUGGUUUAAGAAAGGAACAGAAGAAUACGACAAGGUGUUUGCUCUGCUACUCAACAAGAACCUUCUACAUUCAAUCUCAAAGCUCAGCUCGGAUGGCCAGACAUCUGGUUUGGAGGGAUACCAUAGCAGCCUUCUACACUUCGCCCCAAAGAUGUACCAUUUCGGAGACAUGUAUUCAUCCACGACCGGAAGUGUGGCAGUCACAUAGAGCUUAUCAAAAUGUCAAGUUGUGCCGCAAUCAUGGAUUCAGUCCUUAAAACUGAAAAUAAACCAGCACAGCGAACCUGAUCUGAAGUCGAAUACUAGUACAAUUCAUUGCUGCUGCUGAAAUUCGGGCACCAAGUCUCUUGAGCUUCAGUGGAAUGGACUUUCCCCGUGUAUUGUUCAUGGUGUGGAUUGCUGCAUGAACACGACUGCGAUAGUUUUUAAGGCCUUCCCAAGAAAGGUGCUGAAAGCAUCCUCCAUGCCGGCACUACAUCUACCGUCGCCGUCGGUUUUACAGCAAUGAACAACAUCCUGUCCCCUCCGGCGAAGUAUCUUCAGUGGGCUGACCGUGUUCUCGACCUUCGGUGCGUCCGAUCGCUCACGCACAACAUUGUUGUAAUCCUCAUGACUGAAACGAGACCAGCUAUCAUCGGUUUUCUCCGGAGGCAUUGUCCUGCUGUAGGGCGAGUGACUCUUCUACUGGUUGCAGUAUCCUGCAAGACCUGGGUCCUGUCAGUUCACUUCGCAAUCUCUGAUUUAGGCACUGAUGCAUCAGAUCACUCUUCAAGGACAAGGCUGUACCGGCACGAUAUAUCCUCAUCGGAGAAUGUGACCAAUUUAACAUCUAUUAUCUGUUGAGGUGGAUUCAUAACAAAGCAUUUGACCAUUUUUUCUCUCUUUUUAAUGAAUCGACAUAUUUGUCGGAUUUCAACGCAUUUACAGAGUAUAAGUGCAGACCCUUGUGGCAUUGGGCACCAGAGCCAAUGAUGACAUGUGCUAGUAUAUUGUUAUUUCUGAUUACAUGUAUAGUCCUUGUAUAAAACAAACAGUGCUCAAUAGUAUUAAGUCAUAUUUGACAAAAUUAUUAGCUCUUGAGUUUGGUUUAGCUUCAGAAUUAAAAGGUGGGCGUGGCAUAUUCAGAUAUAGCUUUGAGUAGAUGAACUCCUCAAAUUUCUUUAGAGGUCAAUAUUAUUUAAAACUUUCUUUUGCAGACUGUUGUGAACAUCUAGGGGAAUCGGGAAAUGGCAGAAAUUCUGACCUGGGGUCAAAACUGGCUCUCUACUAGGGCAGAGACAUGUAUUCAUCCACAGGCGGAAGUGUGGCACUGGCACAUAGUCCGUACUGAACUGUGAAGCUGUGGUAAAUACAUGACUGUGAUGGGUGAAAGUGGAUUUAUUCUUCAAUCUUUAGUGGAUUCUUAAUCUACAGAGCCAGGCCAUAACAGGGAUAUACUUUUUGAUAAUUAAUUUAGGGAAAUAUUGUGUCAGUGGCAAGUUUAGAACUUGUAUUCUAAUAGGCCCAGUCUGCAAGUGACGAUUUGAUGGCAAUCCUGUACACAAAUAAAUUUUUCUCAGGCAAUCGGUAUUGGAAUGUUUUGAAUUUUUACAAUUAUUUUGAUAAAAGCCUCUUCAUAAUACAUAUAAAAUUUGGUGGGAAUUAAAGCACCCUUGGUGUACUUUUUUCACCAACCUAUGUUUAUAAAAUGUACACAGAAUGUACAUGCUGGCUAAUAGAGGUAUCUGGACUGCAAUUUUUUUUUUGCGUCUCAGUUGUUGAAUUGAUUCAUAAAUACAGUAGUUGUCAGGUUCAUAAUAAUGUUCAGUUAUGGAUAAUUUGAUUCUUUUCUGGUAUUUUGAUCGUGUACAACUCAAAAUUUAGCAAGGGGGGAUUUGCUGUGUAUUCACUCUUUGUAAUUCGCGCCUUACGUUGGUGGCGACGUCUGUGUUAAGUUGAAUAAACCUCGUUGUAGUUUCGGUAUUGAGA